AUCAAAUCUACUCGAAUGUGAAACGUCAGUUGUCGUCUACCAUUUUGAAGGGCCAUCUUAUGCACAUUAGGUCAAUCAACAUAAAUUACGAUGUCAUGAGGAUGAUACGGAAAAUUAAAUGUUGUUGCCUUUGUGUUUUCACGAUGUGCCUGACUCUCUGGCUUAUAUUCACGCUUCCCUUGGACCACAUCAACGCCAUCUUACCUACAAAAUCACGUGACCUAGCACAACAUGGCAUCAGGCGAGAUGACCCCGGUCGUCUGCCACCAUUCUGUGACCCCGCCACGAACCUCGCGUUUGUCAAAGUCCACAAGGCCGGCAGUUCAACUGUGGCCACACUUCUGCAACGUUUCGGUAUAGUACACGGACUCAAUUUCGCACUUCCCAACCGACCAUUCCACGACAAAUUCUACAACUACAUCACCAGGCCCGGGGAGAUACUUACCAGGGACAGCGUGGUCCCCCUACCCCCCGGGAAACAAUACAACAUCUUGUUGAACCACGCCAUCUACAACAGAACGGCUUUCCGUCAACUGAUGCCAGAAAAUACGGUGUACCUCACCAUCUUGCGGGAACCUUUUCAGCAGUUUGUCUCCGCCUUUGAAUACUACAACAUGGCUAGUUACUUCUCUUCUAUGGUGCCGAGUGUACGCAACGCUUCCAAUCCGAUAUCUCUUUACCUUUCUGAUCCACAUGCGUUCGAGGGUGAAUCCACGCUGUUUUCAUACAUAAGGAACAAGCAAUCGGAAGAUCUGGGUCUCACGCGCGCCGCCUACGACAGCCCUCUGGUCCUCAACUCUUCCAUCAACAUCAUAGAUCGAGAAUUUCUACUGGUCAUGAUAGUCGAACGCUUGGAUGAGUCUCUUCUUCUUCUCAAGCGUGAGUUGUGUUGGAGCGUCAAAGAUAUUUUGUAUAUUUCAAAAAACGCCAACACGAAGAAAGCUAAACGAAGCUUUACGCCGAGCGACCAUGACAACCAUCGCAAGUUGAACCACCCGGACUACGCGCUCUAUGGCCACUUUUUGAAGGUUCUAGAAAACAAACUUGACGCUCAGUCGGCAGACUUCUUCUCAGAACUAAAACAAUUUCAGUUUCUGUUGAAGGGUGUAAAGCAAGCCUGUUUGACUACUGCCUCGUUUUACGCCGCUGAGUCUAGAUGGCAUGAUUCAUUUAACGUCACACAAGAGGAUUGUAAACUCCUGUUGAUGUCAGUCACUGCUGGCCUCGAUUACCUCCUCCUGAGGGCGGGUAGAAUCACUUUACAAGAGUACCAGAAAUACAGACCCCACAAACCAUUAUGGCAGGAAAAGACAGUACACAACUUAUAGGCUGUUUAGUUCGGUUCCAUGACAAAUGAUCUCAGACAAAAUAUUCCAGACAAAAUAUCUCAACGAAACAUGAUCCAUGAUAUCAUAGGGCCUAAUAUAAUUUUGUCACGAUAUCUUUCUUCCAUGAAAUUUUUUGUGCUUCAUAUCAAUUGGUCGUAAAAUAUUUUGUUAGGGAUAUUUUGUCUGGGAUAUUUUGUUAGGGAUAUUUUGUCUGGGAUAUUUUGUCUGGGAUAUUGUGUCUGGGAUAUUUUGUUUGAGAUAUUUUGUCUGAGAUAUUUUGUCUGAGAUUAUUUGUCCCGAGAUCAUUUGUCGUUUCACCAUUUUCUUCAUAAAGAAAAAAGCAACAUUUUUUACACAAAUAAGCAAAUGUCAGAAAUUCAGAUCUAUCAAAAACAUAAAUCUUAAACCGCCUUUGACAUGAACAUAACUACUUUUAAAAAGAUAGGUAUUAAACUGAAUUCAAUGAAAGAAGAAGUUGAUGGAUGAUUUUUCUAUUUAAAAAAAAGGCAUUUUGUGGACGAGGUUACUUUGUUGAUAACUAGCAUGAUCAGAUGGGUUAGGGUUACAGAUGAAAAGGACUAUUGAAAAUUGAUAUUAGUGUUGGAACGUAAUAAAAAUAGCAAACGC
Physella acuta is the source of this 1955-nucleotide messenger RNA. Its product is annotated as galactose-3-O-sulfotransferase 2. Lineage: Eukaryota; Metazoa; Mollusca; Gastropoda; Physidae. Gene Ontology annotation, biological process: glycolipid biosynthetic process. The record is from RefSeq and is a predicted model, not a curated record. Gene Ontology annotation, molecular function: galactosylceramide sulfotransferase activity. Gene Ontology annotation, cellular component: membrane.